AUGCUGAGAGUCCGGAAAAAGGGUUACUUGGGGAUUUGGUCAUUCCCUUUAAUAAUAGCCGUGGUGUGUGCACAGAGUGUCAAUGACCCUAGUAAUAUGUCCCUGGUAAAAGAGACGGUGGAUAGACUGCUGAAGGGCUAUGACAUUCGCUUGAGGCCAGAUUUUGGAGGUCCCCCAGUGGCUGUUGGCAUGAACAUAGACAUUGCCAGUAUAGAUAUGGUCUCAGAAGUCAAUAUGGACUAUACCUUGACAAUGUACUUUCAGCAAGCGUGGAGGGAUAAGAGGCUCUCGUAUAAUGUAAUACCUCUAAACCUUACUCUGGACAACAGAGUAGCUGACCAGCUGUGGGUUCCUGAUACCUAUUUUCUGAAUGACAAGAAGUCAUUUGUACAUGGUGUCACUGUGAAGAACAGAAUGAUACGUUUGCAUCCAGAUGGGACAGUCCUUUAUGGACUCAGAAUUACAACAACAGCUGCUUGUAUGAUGGACCUACGGAGAUAUCCGCUGGAUGAGCAGAACUGCACACUGGAGAUUGAGAGCUAUGGCUAUACGACAGAUGACAUUGAAUUUUACUGGCGUGGGGGUGAUAAUGCAGUCACAGGAGUGACAAAGAUCGAACUGCCACAGUUCUCCAUUGUAGACUACAAGCUUAUCACCAAGAAUGUUGUUUUCUCUACAGGUGCCUACCCAAGGCUGUCUCUCAGCUUUAAACUUAAGAGAAACAUUGGUUACUUCAUUCUGCAGACCUACAUGCCUUCUAUUCUGAUCACUAUCCUGUCCUGGGUUUCCUUCUGGAUUAAUUAUGAUGCUUCAGCUGCAAGAGUUGCUUUAGGAAUCACAACUGUGCUCACAAUGACAACAAUUAACACCCAUCUUCGAGAGACUCUUCCCAAAAUUCCAUAUGUGAAAGCCAUUGACAUGUACCUUAUGGGAUGUUUUGUCUUCGUUUUCAUGGCUCUGCUGGAGUAUGCAUUGGUCAACUACAUCUUCUUUGGCAGGGGACCUCAGCGUCAAAAGAAAGCAGCAGAAAAAGCUGCCAGUGCAAACAAUGAGAAGUUGCGAAUGGAUGUCAAUAAGGACAGAAGAAUAAUUGGCACAUAUCAUUGUCCAGAAAUGUAUUCAACAAAGAUGGAUCCACAUGAAAAUAUUUUGUUGAGCACACUUGAAAUUAAAAAUGAGAUGGCUGCCUCUGAGGCUGUGAUGGGGCUUGGGGACCCUAGAAGCACAAUGCUGGCGUAUGACACUUCAAGCAUCCAGUACCGGAAAGCUGGCUUACCCAGACACAGCUUUGGUCGCAAUGCCCUGGAGCGACAUGUGGCACAGAAGAAAAGUAGGCUACGGAGACGUGCAUCUCAACUGAAAAUUACCAUCCCUGACUUGACUGAUGUAAAUGCCAUAGAUCGAUGGUCACGCAUAUUCUUCCCUGUUGUUUUUUCCUUCUUCAAUAUUGUCUAUUGGCUUUACUAUGUGAACUAA
Molecule: messenger RNA, 1476 nt
Organism: Colius striatus (speckled mousebird)
Lineage: Eukaryota; Metazoa; Chordata; Aves; Coliiformes; Coliidae
Gene: GABRB2
Product: gamma-aminobutyric acid type A receptor subunit beta2
Exons: 10
Coding region: 1-1476 (491 amino acids)
Biological process (GO): signal transduction; nervous system process; monoatomic ion transmembrane transport
Cellular component (GO): synapse; membrane; GABA-A receptor complex
Molecular function (GO): GABA-A receptor activity; neurotransmitter receptor activity; extracellular ligand-gated monoatomic ion channel activity
Source: RefSeq, a predicted model, not a curated record